Messenger RNA from Carica papaya (papaya), 1725 nucleotides. RefSeq names its product cytochrome P450 CYP72A219-like. Gene Ontology annotation, molecular function: iron ion binding; monooxygenase activity; heme binding. The record is from RefSeq and is a predicted model, not a curated record. NCBI's taxonomy places the organism in Eukaryota, Viridiplantae, Streptophyta, Magnoliopsida, Brassicales, Caricaceae.
AUGCUGACAACAAUUGCAACAACUGCUAUCUUAAUUGCUUUUGUGAUAUGUGUAUGGCGGGUUCUGAACUGGGUUUGGUUAAACCCAAAGAAGCUGGAGAAGUGGCUGAGACAACAGGGUCUUGACGGCAAUCAAUAUCGUCUUCUUCAUGGAGACGCUAGAGAAAGUUCCAUGAUGCUUGUGGAGGCAAGCUCCAAACCCAUUAGCCUCCACCAUGACAUUGCACCUUAUGUCACUCCCUUCCUCUACCAGAGCCUCAAGAAAUAUGGGAAAAAUUCAUUCACAUGGCAUGGACCAACACCAAGGGUAACCAUAAUGAACCCAGAACAGAUCAAACAUGUCUUUGCUAAAACUAAUGAGUUUCAUAGACAAGAAUUGAGUCCUCUAUUAAAACUUCUUGUGACUGGACUAGUAAGUCAUGAAGGUGAGAAAUGGGCUAAACAUAGAAGAAUUAUUAAUCCAGCAUUCCAUCAAGAAAAGUUAAAGAAUAUGUUACCUGCAUUCUAUGAAAGCAAUAGAGAUAUGAUGAACAAAUGGGAGGAGUUAGUCUCUGAUAAGGAAUGGAUUGAGUUGGAUGUGUGGCCUCAUCUUAAUGAUCUGACAAGAGAUAUAAUUUCUCGAACGGCGUUUGGAAGCAGCCAUGAGGAAGGGAAAAGAAUCUUCCAACUGAUGGAUGAACUUGCCAUUCUCAUACAACAACUUGUACAAAAUGUUUAUAUUCCAGGAUGGAGGUUUCUACCAACUAAAUUUAAUAAGAAGCUAAAGGCGUGUGACACGGAGAUAAGAUAUUUACUAAAAGGGAUCAUCAAUAAAAGAGAGAAGGCCAUGAAAGCAGGAGAGGUUGAUAAUAAUGAUUUACUAGGUAUGUUAAUGGAAGCAAAUUCUAGAGAGAUUCAAGAAAAUGGUGGUGGUACUGGAAUGAGCCUUACAGAUGUGAUGGAUGAGUGUAAGAUAUUUUACUUUGCUGGUCAAGAAACCACAUCUGUGUUGCUUGUUUGGACAAUGGUUCUUUUAGCCAAGCACCCAAUUUGGCAAACUCGUGCUAGAGACGAAGUUCUUGAAGUUUUUGGUAACAAUAGACCUGACUUUAAUGGAUUGAAUCGUCUUAAAAUUGUAUCAAUGAUAAUAGACGAGGUUUUAAGAUUAUAUCCUCCGGCAACCCAGCUUGUUCGAUCAAUUAAGAAAGAAACGAGACUAGGAAACUUGGUAUUACCAGCUGGAGUGGAAAUCAACAUGCCAGUUAUGCUUGUACACCACGAUCGUGAGUUAUGGGGCGAUGAUGCAACAGAGUUCAAACCAGAGAGAUUUGCAGAAGGAGUUUCCAAGGCGACAAAGAACCAAGUUUCAUUCAUCCCUUUCGCACGGGGUCCGAGAAUAUGUAUUGGGCAAAACUUUGCUCUUACAGAAGCAAAAAUGGCGUUGGCAAUGAUCCUGCAACGUUUCACUUUUGAGCUAUCUCCGUCCUACGCUCAUUCUCCUAUUCUGGUUGCAACAUUGCACCCACAACAUGGUGCUCCAUUGAUUUUACGAAGGCUCUAAUCGGUACAUGAAGGGCCGCACCGUAUUGCUGCCUUCUGACUUUUCAGAAUACCAUGCAUGCUAUAUACUUUCAUAUAUUGCUUUUAUUAAGAGUUUUGAUUUUCACAGACCAUCAAUAAUGUUGUGUAGUAUUUGAUUAUCGUAUUCCUUUUCUUUUGUGAUUUCAAUAAAGCUUAAUAAUCCCAA